Molecule: messenger RNA, 1683 nt
Organism: Armigeres subalbatus
Lineage: Eukaryota; Metazoa; Arthropoda; Insecta; Diptera; Culicidae
Exons: 3
Coding region: 91-1092 (333 amino acids)
Source: RefSeq, a predicted model, not a curated record
UGUAAAUAUCGUGUGACCUCUCUCAAUGAAAAUGAAAAUCUCAGUACUGAUUACAAGUAUACGGAAGGGCAAGUGAAGAGGAAUCAUCCAAUGAUGACUUUAUCGGAUUUGACAAAGAUUUUACUGUUGAUCUUUUUCCAGUCAAUACGCAUUUUUUGGCGUAUUCUGGACAAGCACUUGCUGUUUUCGAAUCUAAUACAACGGAGUGUGAGAAUCGUAGCAGUAACCAUAAUCUGGAUACCACUGGAUGUUCAUUGGAUACAGGUUACAGCAGAGUCCUAUAAGAAGAGUAACGUCAUGUUACAUGAUAUCAGUAACAUUAUUUACCGAUGUCUCGACUCUGGAAACCCAAUACCUUCAAAACGUGGCAAACACGAAAGAAGUAAGGCCAAAAGAGAAGCUGUGAAGUCUCACAUCCUACCUCACAACCCGUCGAUGUCCCACUAUCGCAGAGCACAUGCGCCAAACAGAUUGUACCUUCCAUCUGAUCUGACGGAAUCUUCGAUGCAUUAUCAGGCGUCUGCCAACUUAACCUUAAAGGUCAGUUACUCUUUUUAUUCAAGUUUAGUAUCAAAGAUGAACAUAUCGUUCGUUAAACUUGGUCACGAACAAUGUGAAACUUGCGUUUGUGCAACGCUACAUCAGGACACUUCAGGACACAACGAAGAAGAUCGUUUUAUUGUGGAAUGCUCCGUUUGUAGAUCACACGUCGAACAUAAGCGGCUGGCAACAAUUUCACGAUCAGUUUACCGCAAUGAUGGAGAUGAAGUUUGUCCAAAAGAAAUCGUGCUUGCUGUGGACCUUCAGAAGGUCAUCCAGCUACCACGAUUAGAAGGUUUAAAAACGGUUGUCUUCACUCAGCGUUUGAUAUCUUUUAAUGAAACAUUCCGACGGGUGGGUAAAUACGCGAAGAAUUUCCCAGUUAUUGCAUGUCUGUGGAACGAGUCAAUUUCUGGUAGAUCCGCGGCUGACAUAACUAGCUGCUUCAGUAAGGUCAUAUUAUGGUGCUGCACAAACGAAAUUGAGAAGGUUACAUUCUGGUUGGACAAUUGUUCCAGCCAGAAUAAAAAUUGGAACUUUUUCUUCAUUUGAUCCUCUUGCUGAAUAAAGAAGAGGUGAACGUGAAGGAAAUUGUAAAUAUUUCGAAAGCGGACACACUUUUAUGCCUGCCGACAGCUUUUAUGCUGCAGUUGAAAAAGGCAUGCGUCACAGUUCAUCGGUUUCGACGAUUCCCGAAUUUAAAAGUGUGGUUCAAAAUGCAAAGGGGAAUGUGUUGGCAAUGGACCUGGCGGUAACGGAUUUUUUUAUAUGAAAUUGUCAGUUUCUCAGUAUUCAUUGAGCCACUGUAAUCCUCGCCCGUAUAUUGAAAAAAAAAAAUAGGAAAAUCGUUCUGAAGAAGGGCAGCUACCAGAUGAUAUACAACAGCGGAUUGGAUGAUAAUGACGAAUGUUUAUCUUGCUGCCUUCUUUCAAAGAAGCAAUUAAAAACAGUGACCGCUGAAAAUUUUGACGUCGAAAGGAUUCUGAAUAGACAGACAAGUCCUAUUGGCAUUUGUCCUGAUCGGAAACAAGCGCUCCUGAAGGUGAUUUUACCAGUUUCAAAGAGCAUCAGAGGCGUUUUGGACAAAUAUGCCCGAAAGAUUGGAGACAUCAGCUGAACAAUAAUUUACAGAAAUUCUUCAAA